Messenger RNA from Gastrolobium bilobum, 903 nucleotides. RefSeq names its product ribonuclease H2 subunit A. Lineage: Eukaryota; Viridiplantae; Streptophyta; Magnoliopsida; Fabales; Fabaceae. Gene Ontology annotation, biological process: DNA replication, removal of RNA primer; mismatch repair. Gene Ontology annotation, cellular component: ribonuclease H2 complex. The record is from RefSeq and is a predicted model, not a curated record. Gene Ontology annotation, molecular function: RNA binding; RNA-DNA hybrid ribonuclease activity. Bases 10 to 903 code for a protein of 297 amino acids. The transcript is spliced from 8 exons.
GGAAUUAGAAUGGGAUCUGAAGCUCUUGUUCCAAAAUGGGGAUCUAAACCUUGCAUCAUGGGAAUCGACGAAGCUGGAAGAGGCCCUGUUCUAGGGCCCAUGGUCUAUGGUUGUUUGUACUGUGCUCGCUCCUACCAAAAGACCCUAUCUACUUUGAGUUUUGCAGAUUCCAAGACACUAAAAGAAGAGAAGAGGGAAGAAUUAUUUGAAACUUUAAAGACCAAUGAUUCUAUUGGAUGGGCUGUUGAUGUCAUUGACCCAAGGGAACUCUCCGCUAAAAUGCUUAAGAAGAAUAAGAUAAACUUGAAUGAGAUAUCUCAUAACUCUGCCAUGGGUCUCAUCGAUAGGGUACUAAAAAUGGGAGUGCUUCUAACCGAGGUUUAUAUAGAUACAGUUGGAGAUCCAGAGAAAUAUGAAAUGAAGCUGUCUAGAAGUUUCUCAUCUAUCAAAUUUGUGGUUGCAAAGAAGGCUGAUAGUCUUUAUCCUGUUGUCAGUGGUGCAAGCAUAGUUGCAAAGGUCACAAGAGACCAAGCUUUAAGAGAAUGGGUGCUCGAUGAGACAGCUGAAAACAUGCACAGGAACUUUGGCUCUGGAUAUCCAGGAGAUCCCCAAACCAAGUCUUGGCUAGAACAUCACAAACAUUCUAUCUUUGGAUUUCCAACAUUGGUCCGAUUUAGUUGGGGAACCUGCACUACUUAUUUUAAAGAUAUUGCGGAAGUCUUGUGGGAGUCUGACAAGGAUGAAGAUGGCGGUAGCAUUAAUAAUAGUGGCAAGCGGCAAUUGAAAUUAAGUAAUGUGGGUUUCACCUCAUCCAAGAGGAGAAGUGAAGAAAUAGAAUCAAGUGGUAAAGGACGUUGUAGGUUUUUUCAGGCUCGGAAACUUGAGCACCUCAAUUAUUUCUAA